Messenger RNA from Suillus discolor, 521 nucleotides. RefSeq lists its product as uncharacterized. NCBI's taxonomy places the organism in Eukaryota, Fungi, Basidiomycota, Agaricomycetes, Boletales, Suillaceae. The coding region runs from base 114 to 476 and encodes 120 amino acids. The record is from RefSeq and is a predicted model, not a curated record. The transcript has 2 exons.
AGGGUUGGAACACUGUCCCACAUGACUGGACUUCGUUCGGUGACACUUCCAAUUGGCCGGAUGUCUUCCGGGGACCAAACGAUCAAGUGGAUCUGACCAUCCGAGCGAGUGCCAUGAUCAAGCGGUACUACCUCCGCCAGCACUUUGGUGUAUGUUUUGCGCAGGAGAACCAUGAUAGAUAUGGCGACUACAAUCUUGGUCGCGCGAUGUUGUUCGCGCAUGCACCAUAUUAUCUCAAGUUCCAUGAGAUUAUCACGGGUGGCUGGACCUCUUUGGUCGAUCAUGCCGAGUGGAUACAUGAGACAUAUUGGCGAUUAAAUGCGGUAAAACAGGAUGGUCGGAGCGCUGGAUUAAUUAUAGGUCCAAACGUUUACCGCAGCUCCAUGCAAAAGUCAGUGUUCGACUUGAACAUCUUCGAGACACAGUCCUCCGAAGACGUCCAAGAUGGGGAAGAAGAAGAGGACGUGGAUGAAUAAUUAUUGUAGACACAUUCUUCGUAUCACUUCACCAUCCUUGUUCUA